This is a messenger RNA of Rotaria sp. Silwood2, 1014 nucleotides long. Lineage: Eukaryota; Metazoa; Rotifera; Eurotatoria; Philodinida; Philodinidae. The record is from the annotation of a GenBank genome assembly.
AUGGCAUCAUCAACAAUAUUACCCAAAGUCUUGUGUGUUAUGUGCAAUAAGGGAAAAGGAAGUUUUAAAUGUGAAGGAUGUUCACGUAUGUUUUGUCCGAAACAUUCAAAUGAUCAUCGAAAUGAAUUGAGUAAACAAUUAGAAGAAAUUGUUGUAAUACAUGAUCUUACACAACAAACUCUUAUUCAACAAAUCGAAGAUCCUCAACAACAUUCUCUAUUAAAUAUAAUUAAUAAAUGGGAACAAGAAUCAAUUGAUAAAAUUCAUCAAACAUCAGAAGAAGCUAGAAAUAAAUUAAUUAAAAGUACUAUUGAACAUACAAAUAAUAUAAAACAAAAACUGAAAAAUUUAUCUGAUGAAUUACGAAAAGCUCAUGACGACAACGACUUUAUUGAGACUGAUCUACAAGAAUGGACACAAAAAUUAGAAGAAUUAAAAAAGAAACUUGAUAAUCCAAUAACUGUUAUUAUUCAAGAAGAUUUGACACCACUUGUUACGAAUAUUCGUAUCGGCAAUGAAGAUACAUCUGAUGUGUUCGAACGUGUUUGUGGUAAUGGUCAAAUAAAAGAGAAUGGAUGUCUUGUUGUCAAAGAUACUUUAGAUGGUCACACAGAAAUACGUGGAAGAAACGAAUAUAAUAUUGGAAGACACGAAUUUUCUUUUCGAAUUGAAGAAUUAGCUUCAAAUGGAUGGAUCUUUUUUGGGAUAAUCUCUAAAUCAGAGUCUAUGCAGACAUGCUCGUAUAGCUCGCCAUCGAGUUGGGGCUGGGCCAGUCAGAAUCAAGUAUUUUCUGGUGGUCAAUGUAGCUAUAAACAAAGCAGUGAUGCUAUUCAAAAUGACACUCUUAUUUUGUCAAUUGACUGUGAUCAACGAAAGAUUGAGCUGAAAAAUGAACGAACAAACUUCAUUAUGCAAAUGUGGAUUAACAUCAAUAGUUGUCCAUUUCCAUGGCAACUUCAUCUUAAUCUUUAUACAGCUAAUAUUCAUGUGCGUAUGCUAAACUCGUUGAAUUAA